UCCGCUGCGCUCCGCCGCAGACACCGGCAGGGCGCCGGGUGAGCCUGGCAGGCUAUGGGAUGGAUGAAGCUGAGCAGGACCAGUAUGAAGCCCGCCUCAAGGAGCUCUUUGACAGCUUCGACAGCACGGGCACGGGGUCGCUGGGGCAGGAGGAGCUCACUGAUUUGUGCCAUGUACUGCACCUGGAGGAGGUGGCCCCGGCAUUGCAGCAGACCCUGCUCCAGGGCAACCUCCUAGGCAGGGUCCACUUUGAUCAGUUCAAGGAAGCACUUAUCCUCAUCUUGUCCAGAACACUGUCAAAUGAAGAGCACUUCCAAGAACCAGAUUGCUCCCCAGAAGCGCAGCCCAAAUACAUCAAAGGCAACAAGCGCUACGGCCGCCGGUCGCUGCCGGAGUUCCAGCAGUCCGUGGAGGACUUUGCUGAGGUCACCGUCCUCGAGCCGCUGGGAGAGGAAGUGCAGCCUCCACACAUCACAACCAGCGGCCGUGAGGAGUGCUGGAAGACUCAGGACAGCGAGGAGUACGAGGCAGAAGGGCAGCUGCGCUUCUGGAACCCAGACGACCUGAAUGCCUCCCAAGGCACAUCACUGCCCACACCAGAAUGGGUGGAGGAGAAGCUGCAAGAGGUCUGUGAGCACCUCGGCAUCUCCAGGGAUGGCCACUUGAACCGCAAGAAGCUCAUCUCCAUCUGUGAGCAGUUCGGGCUCCAACACAUCGAUGGGGAGGUGAGUGGAGUUGGGGGUUGCUUAAGCAAUGAAGUAUUACCCAGAUUCCAAGCAUACCUCCUUAAUCCGAGGAAUUUUCUAUCUAGGAAGAAAACAUUGAUGGGUGUGCAGGGGGCUGGAUCUGCCUGUACCCCCCACAGCUCUCCCCUUUUCCUCCAGUCCUUUGACGAGAGCGGCCGCCGCACUGCGGGCCCCGCCGCCAUGCCCAGCACCGUUGGGUUCUGCCUCUUCUCCGGCCUGGAUGAUGGCAUGGGUUAUGGCUGUGUGGAGGGCAUCUUGGACUGCUGGCACCAGGAGGGCGUGGAGAACAGCCAGGACGUCCUGAAGGCUUUGGAUUUCGGCUUGGAUGGGAAGGUGAACCUGACCGAGCUGACACUGGCACUAGAAAAUGAGCUUCUAAUAACCAAGAACAGCAUCCACCAGGCAGCCCUGGCCAGCUUCAAGACAGAGAUCAGACACUUGCUGGAGCGAGUUGACCAAGUGGCCAGAGAGAAGGAGAAGCUGCGCUCGGAUUUGGAAAAAGCUGAAAAACUGAAAUCUCUGAUGGCUUCUGAAGUUGAUGACCACCAUGCAGCAAUAGAGCGCCGCAACGAGUACAACCUCAGGAAGCUGGAUGAGGAGUACAAGGAACGAAUCGGCGCUCUGAAGAAUGAGCUGCGGAAAGAGCGCGAGCAAAUCCUGCAGCAGGCUAACAGACAGCGGCUGGAGCUGGAGCAGGAGAUAGAGAAGCUGAAAACUGAUGAGAACUACGUCCGUGACCGCCUCACACUGUCCCUGAAGGAAAACAGCCGUCUGGAAAGCGAGCUCUUGGAAACUGGAGAAAAGCUGGCUGAGUAUGAAAGCCUGGCAAGCAAACUGCAGAGGAACUUGGAAAAUGUCCUGGCUGAGAAGAUCCGACAGCUGGAAUCCACUGUCCUCUCCUUAAAGCAUCAGAAGCAUCAAAGCCAGUCAGGUAUUGUCAAAGCCAUAGAGCAGGAGAAACUAAGCUUGAAGAGAGAGUGUGAACAGCUACAGAAGGAGUUGUCCUCUGCCAAUAGGAAGAUCAGUCAGAUGAAUUCUGUUGGACACGAAUUGGAAACAAGCUCAGAAAAUGAAGGGCUAAGGAAAAAGCAGGUCAAGCUGGACGAUCAGUUAAUGGAGAUGCGACGCUCGAGCAGCAGCGGGAUGCUUAGCCAGCCCCUGCACCCCCGGGAGCUCCCACAGCAGGGCUGUGCCGUGGUGCCCAGGGAGCAGUUCCUGCAGCUCCAGCAGCAGCUGCUGCAGGCGGAGCAGCGGGGCCAGCGGUUGCAGGAGGAGCUUGAGAGCAGACCUUCUGAAACCAACAUGCAGCAGGGGGGCCAUGAGCAGCUUCUAAAGAUGAUGGAAGAGCGGAUGAUGGAUGUUGAACAGAAACUGAGGCUCGUGAAGAGGCUUCUCCAAGACAAAGUAAAUCAGCUGAAGGAACAACUUUCCAAGAACACCAAAGCAGACGCAGUGGUCAAGGAUCUCUAUGUUGAGAACGCUCAACUGCUGAAGGCUUUGGAGAUGACGGAGCAGCGCCAGAAAACUGCCGAGAAGAAAAACUAUUUACUAGAAGAGAAGAUCGCCAACCUCAAUAAGAUCGUAAAGAACUUGGCAUCCCCAUCUUUCAGUUCAGCAGCUGAGUUAAGGUCAUAGCAAAGCCCCGAAGUACGCCACAAUCCCGUGCACUUUACUGGAAUUGUAAUAUUUCAGCUUUUCACUGCGUUGCCUUUUUGUAUUGAUGAACCUUUAGUUAAGAGAUGCCUCCAAGGGGUGGCAGAGCUAAAUCCCAAGCAGACACUGCCUACAGAGAUCCUUAUGUUUAUUCCCAAACUAUUUUUCUGCUCAGUUUUGGCUAAAAGUAAUCUUUGCUAUGUAAAAAAAAAAAAAAAAAAAGGAUGUUUUUCUAGGUUAACUUAUUUUGAUACUUUGGUUUUAAUUUAAAACACGAAUGCUGAAUAUACUGAAUUGAUUAUUUCUAUUUAGGCCGAAGCACAAACUGCUGGUAUUGAACUAAUGACUUUAAAACCCUUUUGGUUUUCUGGGAUACUUCUUGGUCCAAACCUAGUAAUAUAAUUAUAAUAUAAUCAGGCUCAUCUGAGUUGGAAGGGACCUGUAGGUCUGCUCCAACUGGAACAGGGAACGAGGAGGGACAUCUACAGUCUGAAUACUGCUGAUGGAAUUGCUAUUGAAAGCAAGACUUUCCCGGUGUUGUCUGUAUCCUGCAAUACGAUUCUAGUUUCUGUAAAGCAAUAUGCUCCACUUCUGCAUUAGGAAUCUGGGUUAUUCCUCAUGGCUGUUUCUCCACAGAAGAAAAGCAGUCAAAGAUGCGUAAAUAGACUACUGCCUCCAACUGACCUAACUGUGUUUUAUCUGGAGAAAUGUCCCAGGUGGCAAAUAAAGACUACUGCUCUUUUUUUAUUUUUUUAUUUUUUUUGAGAAAUUGUACAGGCCUUUUUUUUUUUUUAAUACAAAACAGUAGAAGAGUUUCUUCACCAAACAGAAGCGAAGAAAUGUAAGUUGUGCAUUCAGUAUAGUGGUGGAAUAUUAUUACACAGCUGGCAGAAGAAGGAAGAGGGGAACUUAGUGAUGUGGCUCUGGGCAGCCUGGGCUGCUGGUU
This is a messenger RNA of Centrocercus urophasianus (Greater sage-grouse), 3345 nucleotides long. RefSeq names its product ninein (gene NIN). Gene Ontology annotation, molecular function: calcium ion binding. NCBI's taxonomy places the organism in Eukaryota, Metazoa, Chordata, Aves, Galliformes, Phasianidae. Bases 60 to 2381 code for a protein of 773 amino acids. The transcript is spliced from 16 exons. Gene Ontology annotation, biological process: centrosome localization; centrosome-templated microtubule nucleation; microtubule anchoring at centrosome. Gene Ontology annotation, cellular component: ciliary transition fiber; centriole; centrosome. The record is from RefSeq and is a predicted model, not a curated record.